Molecule: messenger RNA, 264 nt
Organism: Penicillium concentricum
Lineage: Eukaryota; Fungi; Ascomycota; Eurotiomycetes; Eurotiales; Aspergillaceae
Product: short chain type dehydrogenase
Exons: 2
Coding region: 1-264 (87 amino acids)
Source: RefSeq, a predicted model, not a curated record
AUGGCUCCUAUGCCUUGUCUAGUCAGCCUUGGCCUUGGGAAGACUGCCUUAGGCCAUGUCAUCGAGAAUGCUACCCUUGCCUUUGAAGGCCAACCUAACCAUAUAAACAGCUUCUACUAUGGUGACGAACACCUUGCUAAUGACGACUUUGCCAGUGGUGAUAUUAGCGGCAUUGCGCAUGCGGAGCGGUACUGGGAGCUUAGCCAGCCGUGGAUGGAUACCUUUGUUUCUGGUCAGGGAUACAAGGAAUUUCCUGAGGAUUAA